This is a messenger RNA of Arvicanthis niloticus (Nile rat), 5491 nucleotides long. RefSeq lists its product as uncharacterized. NCBI's taxonomy places the organism in Eukaryota, Metazoa, Chordata, Mammalia, Rodentia, Muridae. The record is from RefSeq and is a predicted model, not a curated record. Gene Ontology annotation, biological process: regulation of DNA-templated transcription.
AGAAGAGAAGAGGCUGUGAAGUACAUUAGUAUGUUUGAACAGUGUCUAGAAACAAACAAAAACUUGAACUGGGUCUGUGUAUCAUUUUGUGUAAGUGAGGUAUAUACUGAUCCUCUCUCUCCCAUUUGAUGACCUUAGGUCGUGUUAGGGAACAUCAUACAGCCUCAUUUACCUCCUAUUAAAACACCGGGUACAGUAGCCUCUGACAUCCAGCUGAAAAGAUAGUCUGGAAAAUAAGCUAAUAGCUAGCUAAUUUUUUUUUCAGUCAUACUUCCGACCUGCCAAGUUAAAAGCUGAGGGCUAAUGAGCCUUAUCCUGCAUCCAAUUUCCAAUGCCAGUGACCAAUACUUGCAUCCCUGUUUUCUGUCACCUUACUUAAUACCUUCCUGUUGUCACAGUUAAGAGGUAGAAGGGAGAGUUGGACAUUUCUGGGCUUUGUCUGCUCCGCAGUGUCUACAGGAUGACCUUCAGGUAGAACCUUCAACUCUUCAUGGGCCAAUAAAUGUUUGUUGAGUGAUAAUAUGGCCGUUGACUUCCCAGGACUUUCUGAUGUCUUUGCAGACCACCAAUUUCCCCAACAUAACCAAGCUGGCCUCUGCCCCGCAACUCUACGUGGAUCGUCCACAUGCUGACCUAUCUUCAGAAUCCCGAGAAAAUCAGAGACAGACCAAAAGUAGAAACCACAGAGGACAUGCCUACUGACAUGAAUUUCUGCCAGAUGCCCCAGCGAUUGAGAGCAGAAGAGCAGGAUGGAUCGUGUGAGAGAUUGGUGUCCUUUGAGGAUGUGACUGUGGAGUUCAGCCAGGAGGAGUGGCAGCACCUGGACUCUGCCCAGAGACGCCUGUACCAGGACGUGAUGCUGGAGAUCUACAGCCACCUCUUGGCAGUGGGUAAACUGCAGCUUGACACACAACAUCAGCAAAUUUUUGUGAAAGCUUCAUUUCUAAGUGAUACAGCCAGUGAAGUCACAAGACAUGGCUCCUCAUAUUGCUCCGUGUUAGAGAAACUCUGGCAGGAUGAUGACAGUGCUGCAAAGACUGAUCAGCAAAGCCAGGUCCUGCCCAUAAGUCCUGAUGCUUUCCAAAACCAGAAAAUACUGAACGCAUACAGUGCUUGUGACUAUGAAGAAACUGGAGAAUCGACUCUUUUGGAACCCCACUUCAUGUCUACACAAUAUGUACCUCCAAGAGCAAAUAGUGACAGUCAAAGCAAUGCCAUAAAGCAGCUUAAUGAUAUUAUUGGAUCUAAUCAUUUUUUUACACAAGGCUCUUCUAAUGGGAUGUGUACGGUUCCUCAUCAAACAGAGAAAUCAUACAAUGAGAGUCAGUUUGGAAACAUUCUUUCUCCUAGUCUACCACUUAUGGAUCAUGAAAUUAAUUUUCAAGACAAACCAGUUGAAUAUGCUGGAUGUGGGAAGGCCUUCACUGGUGAGACGGCUUUCUGUCAACAGCAAAUAACUAACAAUAUGGAGACAUCUUUUAUCUGUCACACAUGUGGGAAAACCUUUCUUCACAAGUCUAAAUUGACCUCCCAUUCAGAAACUCAUAGAGAAGAGACACCUUAUGAAUGUCCUGACUGUGCCAAAUCACUGAGGCAUACGUCCAGCCUGCAAGUGCUUCGUGGAAUCCAGACAAAGGAGAAACCUUAUGAAUGCCACGUGUGUGGGAAAUCAUUCAGUUAUACAUCCCACCUAAAGGUGCACCUUCGAACACAUACUGGUGAGAAGCCUUAUGCAUGUUCUGACUGUGGAAAAGCCUUCAGCCAAAAGUCAGUUCUCACCAUACAUCAAAGAAUUCACACUGGAGAAAAGCCGUACACAUGCAGUGACUGUGGGAAAAUGUUUGUUUGUGCAUCAGAUCUAACAAAGCAUUGUCGAUUCCACACUGGGGAAAAGCCUUAUGAGUGCCCCGACUGUGGGAAAUCUUUCAGUAUUAAAUCUAACCUGCUUGCACACCAUCGAAUUCACACCAGUGAAGGACCUUACAAAUGCUUUGACUGUGGGGAAUCUUUCAGGAAAAUAUCCCAAUUGAAGAUACAUCAUCAAAUUCACACUGAUGGCAGAUCUUUUGUAUGUUCUGACUGCGGAAUGGCCUUCAGCCAAAAGUCAGUCCUCACCACACAUCAGAGAAUUCACAAUGGAGAGAAAUGUUACCCAUGUAGUGACUGUGGGAAGUUGUUUCUUUAUGCUUCAGAUCUGAAGAAGCAUUGUCGGUUUCACACAGGGGAGAAGCCUUACAAAUGCCAUGACUGUGGGAAAUCAUACAGUGUAAAGUCGCACCUACACGUGCAUCAUCGAAUUCACACUGGUGAGAGACCUUACAAGUGUGAUGAUUGUGGAAAAUCAUUCAGAAGAAACUCUCACCUGCAGAUGCAUCAGCAAACUCACACUGGUGAGAAGCCUUACAAAUGCUCUGACUGUGGGAAGUCAUUCCGGAGAGCAUCCCACCUGAAGGUACAUCAUCGAAUUCAUACUGGGGAGAAACCUUAUGUGUGUUCUGAGUGUGGAAAGGCUUUCAAUGAUAGGUCAGUUCUCAGCACACAUCAGAGAAUUCACACUGGAGAGAAGCCUUACAUAUGCAGCGACUGUGGGAAAGCAAUGUCUUCUAAAGCCAAUCUCAAAGAGCAUCAACGGAUUCACACAGGCGAGAAACCAUAUGUGUGUGCUGAAUGUGGGAAGGCCUUCAGUGAUAAGUCUUCUUUCUAUAGACAUUGUAAAAUCCACAGUAGGGGCAAACCUUUUGUCCAUAACAAAGGUGAAAAGGGUUUCCUGCAGAAUUCACAAGUAACAUCCUAUGAGCAAACUCAGAGUGCAGAGAAACUAUAUCUCAGGUUCCUGGAGAUCAUCACCUUCAAGGGACCAUCUGUGCUUCUGACAGCCAGUCUCACCACUGACACCCCAGAGAACAAACCCAGGAUCAAGAACAAUCACUUCAACUUGAGUAAGGAUCUGGGAAUGAUGCAGAUGAAUCGGAGGCGCCUGAAAUACACAAUUCUUAUAUAUGAAAGUUGCCCUCUGCCUCUGGUGUCAGUUAUCCAGAGGAAUGACAAGCAGUGGAAACAAGUAACCUGGCAGCUCACGUGUGUACAGAUGAUGACACUGGUUAUGAGCCAUGGUUACUCUCUAGCGUUAAUGGAGGGACGCCGUGGGAGUUUGGAUUCUGAAUACUGGGGAAUCCUGAGCGGCUACCCGGCGUGCCGUGUGCAGCGCUCUCUGAAGUGCAGUGUGAGCACAAGGAAGCUGAGUUCUGCCUGUCAGCUCUACUCAGAGGCUCCACAUGCUCACCUGAGUCCUGAGGAAAUGGCUGCCGACGUGAAUUUCUGCCAGAAGCCCCGCAGGCUGACAACAGAGGAGCCGCAUGGGUCAUGUGAGAGGUGGAUGUCCUUUGAGGAUGUGACCGUGGACUUCAGCCAGGAGGAGUGGCAGCAACUGGACUCUGCCCAGAGACGCCUGUACCAGGACGUGAUGCUGGAGAUCUACAGCCACCUCUUGGCAGUGGGGUAUCCCAGGCCAGAGGUCAUCCUCAAGAUGAAGAACGUAAAGGACACACAGAUGGGGAGGAUUGACUUCCCACAUCAGAGGUGUGGUCAAGGGGAGCCAGAGCGUGACUCGCCCCAGCAAAUGUGUGUGAGAGCUGCAUUUCCAAACAAUGUCUCAGGCGUAGUCACCAGAGGUGGUUCAUACUGUUCCGUUAUGGACGAACUGUGGCAGGGUGGUGACCCUAAAAAGACAGAUCAGCAAAACCAGAUCCUACCCUUGAGUCCUGAUAUUUUCUUCAGCCAGAAAACACUAAUCACAGACAACUGUGAUGGAUGUGAAGCACCUGGGGGAUCCAUUCCUCUAGGACCCCACCUCAUUUCUACACAAAAGAGAUCCCCAAGAUGUUAUCCAUGUGAAAAGAUGUUGCAGCCCAACCUUCAAGCAGAUGGUGAGCAUCAGAGCAGCACCACAAAGCAGCCUGAUGGCAUUGCUGACUCUUGUUGGUUCUUCACACAAGGCCUUUCCAGUGCUGUGUGUACAAUUCACAGCACAGGAGGGAAAGCAUGCAGAGGUGACCAGUGUGCAGAUGUUCUUAGCCCUAAGCAACCAUUUAUGCAGCAUGGAAUUCUUUCAAAAGACAAGCCAGUUGGAUAUACCAAAUAUGAGAAGGUCUUCACUGCCAGGUCAGCUUUGUGUCAGCAGCAAACAACUAACACCAUAGAGACACAUUUUAUUUGCCACAUGUGUGGGAAAUCCUUUCUUAAGAAAUCUGAGUUGAGUUUUCAUCCAGGAACAAACAGAGGAGAGACACGUUAUGAAUGUCCUGACUGUCUGAAAUCACUUACCAGUACAUCCAGCCUGCAAGCAUGUCAUGAAACUCACACAAAGGAGAAACCUUACAGAUGUCGUGACUGUGGGAAGUCAUUCAGUUACGCAUCCCACCUAAAGGUCCAUCUUCGAAUACAUACAGGUGAGAGGCCUUAUGUGUGUUCUGACUGUGGGAAGGCCUUUAGCCAAAAGUCAGUCCUCACCACGCAUCAGAGAAUUCACACUGGGGAGAAGCCUUACACAUGUAGCCACUGUGGAAAAUUGUUUGUUUAUGCAUCAGAUCUGAAGAAGCAUAACCGAUUUCACACAGGGGAGAAGCCCUACGAGUGCAGAGAUUGUGGGAAGUUAUUCAGUAAUAAAUCCCACCUGCCUGUGCAUCGUCGAAUUCACACUGGUGAGAAACCUUACAAAUGCUGUGACUGUGGGAAGUCAUUCAGGAGAAAGUCCCACCUUAAAGUGCAUAACCGAAUACACACCGGUGAGAAGCCUUAUGUGUGCCCUGAUUGUGGGAAGGCUUUCAGCCACAGUUCUGUACUCAGCACACAUCAGAGAAUUCACACUGGGGAGAGGCCUUACAUAUGCAGCGACUGUGGGAAGGCCAUGUCUUCUAAAGCCCAACUGAGUGAGCACCGAAGAACUCACACAGGUGAGAAACCCUAUGUGUGCAUUGAGUGCGGGAAAGCCUUCAGUGGCAGAUCUUCAUUACAAGCACAUCGUAGAACUCACAGUAGUGAACAACCAUUUGUCUGUCACAAAUGUGGGAAGGGCUUCCUGCGCAAGUCCCAGUUGUCAUCUCACCAACAAAGUCACACUGGUGAGAAUCCUUAGGAGCGCUGUGCGUGUGCGGGUGAUUCUUCGGUCAUACAUAUCAGCUGAAGGAACAUCAUCAGAUUGAAACAGAAGAAAAUGUCCUUGACGGGGAAAGUUUUCAACAGCUGAAGGCUCUUGUCUUUCGUUCUGUGCAGGGAAACCUGAGGUGGGUUUUGAAUGCAGAAAGUCCUUCAAAUGCAAGUCAGAUUUCAGUAGACCUGACACUAUAGAUACUGAUCAUGUGAAAGGCUUUACCACAAAGUCGAUUCCUUAUCCAUGUUUUAAAAUAAAGAGACCUAAUUAUAGCUUAUGUAUUGCUUAUUUUAAACACAUAAGUUCUUAUACCUGAGGAAAAGAAUAAAGAAUUUGUAAGAA